UAGAACUACAUAGAGACGGCAAGUUCUUGUGCAUCCACUAACAAAAAAACUUUAUCAGUGCAUCAAAAUUGCGAGUGCAUCAUUACGAGUUACAAAAAGGCGCACCAUGGCACAUGCCCAUGUGACUGAACAUCCCCAUCUCUCUAGACCACCUGAGAUGGCAAAUCUUAGCAGGAGGAAGAACACAGAAAGCCAAGAAGAUCAGCCCAGAAGGGAGCGCUCCCAGACGCCACUGCCAGUGCCGCCAGCAAGGGACCCGAACAACGUCAGCACGAACAAGAAAAGGAAAAGGAAUGACAUCACAGAGGCCGAGAGGACAGGUGCUGCAGAUGGAGCGCGUGGGGCGAGAGAUGGAUGGGCCGAGGAGAAUAAAGUGGAGGAGGAGGAUAAUGGAAGCGCCGCGGCUUCACUUCCCUCCUGCUCCUCUGCCAUUAUCCAACGCAUCCCUGUACGGACUCUGCUGGAGAUUGAGGCCAAGCUGGUGUUCGGUGGCGAACAGGACAUUACCCAGAAGUCUGCGGCGGCGCAGGCCCCGGCCCCGGCCCACGCCGGCUCACAAUUAAUGUGUCAGCUGGCUGAAAUACUGGGCCCUCGAAGUGGACCUAAUCUCGGCUCUCUGCCUCAAAUUGACAAAUGGUUGGAUGUAGCCUUACAGGGUGCAGACUCAUGCUACCGACAGAAGAGAUAUGACACCGCAGCCAGCCAUUUUACCACGGCGCUUGAGCUGUGCUCCAAAGCAGCGAUCUGGGAAAAGCCCUGUAAUGCUGCUUAUGAAGACAUCUCCAGAGUUGCCAGCUCUAUCGAGUCCCGACUCGCCGCAUGCUAUCUCCGAAUGAAGAGGCCUGACAAAGCGCUUAGUCACUCCCACAGGAGUGUCCACCUGAACCCUGUGCUCUUCCACAGCCACCUGCAGCAAGCCAUGGCUCACCGCCUACUGGGGAACUCCUGCGCUGCAGCAAGAAGUGCCAUGAUUGCUGACUACCUGCACUGGCUGUCGGGGGACUCGGAGGAGCACAUAAGCAAGCUCAUCAAACAGUAUUGGCAGGGACUGUUGGAGAGUGUUAUAACAGAGGAGGAGGACUUCUCCGUGAUGUUCACGCCUUGCCCGGGAGGAGUACCCACCGACCGCUGCAUUCAGCACGCUGAAGAGGCCUUCCGCACAACACACCCCACCUUUACAGCAUAUCUAUUUACAGAUCGGAGAGGAGGGCAUUUCCUGCCCCAGACGGCGGAGUGGGGCGAGGCGUCUCCCAGAGCCUACUUCCUGACCAUGGGCUUCAGGAGGAGUCAGGAGGGCAGCUUCCUGGACAAGCUGCUGAGCAGGAGGGCCCCAGAGCUCACAGGACUGAGAGCUCCCUUCUCUCCGCCGCAAAUGGAAGAUGCAAAGAAGACCUGCGAGCACCUCGGACGGAGGAUUCUGCCCGUUCUGGAUGUUAUUAAGUGCACCAAACUCGCAGUGGGCUUCUCCACAGGCUCAGGGCUGGUGAAGAGGUUGCAGUACGCCAGCCACCUGGGCCGGCUGAGGCGCGUGGCAGAGCAAACACAGGUGCUGCAGCAGACACUCACCGAGCUCAGUGUCGCCCCCUAUCUCCAGGACAUCAGCGCACAGGACUACCUGCUACUGCAGACCCUAAUGGCAGACGCCGUGGACACCCUUGAAGGAAGGCGGACGGACAGCGAACGUGUGUGGAAUGAAAUGCUAAAGGUAGGUGUGAUGGAGGAGCUGGUGUAUGAGCUGGAGGAGUCCUUCCAUCGUGAGGAGGCGCAGAGAGCCACCAGAAGGGAGAAGGCCCGUGUGAGACGCCGCGCACGCCGGGAACAACUACAGCAGCAGAAGCAGCAGCAGCAGCAGCAGCAGCAGUUAGAGCAGGAGAAACAGGCCCCAAUGGACCAGGAGCUAACCCAAGAACAUCAGGAGCUAACCCAAGAUCACCUUGAGCUAACCCAGGAACCCAAGGGGCUAACUGAAGAACAUCAGAAGGAGCCUGAGCAGGAGCAGCACAGCUCAUCCCCGACCUCCUCCUCCCUGGCCUCAGCCACACCUCCUCAGGCCUCACCUCAGAUGAUCCAGCAGUCUGCCUCCCCUGCUCCCUCCCAGGGCCCUGCCCCAGCCAACACAGAGGCCAGCCAGCCUCUCCCCAGCCACGGUGGCCCUGCCAGCGAUCCAUAGGCCCAACACACAUGAAUCCCCCUCACACAGAUAGGCAGGCGCACACACACACACACACACACACACACACACACACACACACACACACACACACACACACACACACACACACACACACACACACACACACACACACACACACACACAAUGUCUCCUCCUCUACCUUCCCCUUCCCUAAUAGUGGGUAGCACCUCUUCACCCUCCUCUCCUCUCCUCUCUUCAUCUUCUCUCUUGUUCUCCUCUUUCUCUUUGCCUCCACAAAAUUCUCAUCUCCAAAAGGCCCCUCUCUUCUCCUCUCCUCUCUUCGUCUCAUCUCUGCUCUCCUCCCCUCACCUCUCCUCUCUGUCUCAUCUCUUCUCUCCGCUUUUCCCCUCCUCUCUCCCUUCUCAAACACUCAUCUCCAGAAAGCCCCUCUCCUCUCCUCGUCUCAUCUCUUCUCUCUCCUCUGCUCUCCUCUCCUCUCCCCUCCUCUCUUCCCCUCCACAAAUACUCAUCUCCAAAAGGCCCCUCUCCUCUCCUCUCCGCUCCGUUCCUCUCCUCUACUCUCCCCUCGUCCAUUACUCUCAGCAGACAGAAAUAAAUGGACUCGCCAGCCUUGCCUUCA
Molecule: messenger RNA, 2774 nt
Organism: Engraulis encrasicolus (European anchovy)
Lineage: Eukaryota; Metazoa; Chordata; Actinopteri; Clupeiformes; Engraulidae
Product: spermatogenesis-associated protein 16-like
Exons: 12
Coding region: 107-2170 (687 amino acids)
Biological process (GO): spermatogenesis
Cellular component (GO): Golgi apparatus
Molecular function (GO): protein binding
Source: RefSeq, a predicted model, not a curated record